Messenger RNA from Manduca sexta (tobacco hornworm), 3002 nucleotides. RefSeq lists its product as uncharacterized. The record is from RefSeq and is a predicted model, not a curated record. The transcript has a single exon. The coding region runs from base 166 to 936 and encodes 256 amino acids. Lineage: Eukaryota; Metazoa; Arthropoda; Insecta; Lepidoptera; Sphingidae.
CAAAAAAGUCUAUGGAAAACAAAUGGCGAUUGUAUUCACUUAUUUGUUUUCUAUUGUGUAUUUUUACGUAAAUAAAUAUAUUUUUACCCGAAACAUCAUUGACAAACGUUAUAAUAGGAUAAAUUAGUGAUUUUACUUAAAAGUAUAAGCAUACAGUGGGAUAAAAUGAAUAUACAUGUGUACGAAGUUCCAUUAGUUGGUACUUUACCAAUUGCUGUGCAGCAACAGCCUCCGCCGCCACCACAGCCACAGCAGCCUCCAGAGCCGCAAAACCACCUUAGCGAGCUAAGCCACAACCCGCCUCCCGAACAGCCUCCAGCUCCAGACGAAAUAAAACCCAAAUUAGAGAAGAAAAAAAAAGAAGCCAUCGACGGACAAGCGCGCGAGAUAAUUUUUAAAGUUAUAAAGUUCUUUGAGAGCGAAAAACAGAACAGAGGCUAUGCGUUUCCCGUGGAGAAUGUAGUAAAGCGUGCGUGCGCUGCAACAGGGCUAUCAGAAAGCACUAUAAAGAGGAUUAAACGGGACGGUUUGCGCGCAGAGGCGACUCAAACGAAAAUGACCGGACCAAAGAAAAAACGAGUGCGAAAGACUAAGGUACAACUAGACUACUUCCAGUUAUGCGCAUUGCGAGGUAUUGUGAACAGUUAUUCGGUACGUAAAGAGGUGCCGACGCUCGGUAAAAUUUUGGCGGCGGCAAAGCUUGAACUAAAUUACCGAGGCGGGAAAGAGUCUUUGCGGUUAAUAUUGUUGAAUAAGUUGGGUAUUAAGUUUAAGAAGUGCGAGAAGAAGAAUAAAAAGCCGCCGGAGCCUCCACAGCCGCAGGUACAACACAUACAAAAUGUGAUGCCUCAUCACCAGAUGCAGCCAAUGAAACCUAUAGAGAACCAGUGCGUGUACACAACCAUGAUGCCGCAAGUACCGCCUGUUAGUUACUAGAUCUGUACGGAGGCUUGGGAUGUCUGACCGCUAACAGCAAACAAUGUAAUUUCUUUUUUAUUACAAAAGUCAAUUGUUUUGAGGUUCCGUAUAUAGGAAAUGUUUGGUAAAAACUACUUAAAAAGGUUGUUGUUGUGGACAAACAUACAUGUAGAAUUAACAUGCUAUAUUGACUAACACCUGAGUAAGUUUUUUUUUAUUUAAGUCUGAAGUAUGAUUCCCAUUUUAUCAGGGCGAAGUGGUAAGUAUAAAUAUAGAUUUUUUUUUAUCUCAAAAUUUAUAUUCUUUAAACUUGCUGGCAAGUUAAUAGGUGAUGAUUUUUUAUUUUAUUUAUGUAAGGAAAACUUACACAGGAAUAGUGUUUCAACAAUAGGUUAAAAUUGAUGUGCUUAUUACAUGCUACCAAUGAAUUAAUAAAAAAAUGCAUUACAGAAUAUCCCCCUUAUUCAUAGACGUUAUUUAUCUAAGCUCUAUAUUUGCUGUGAUAACAAGUAUGUUUCUGAGUGCUGACGGCAUGGCAGCCUUUGCAGUGCAUAGACAUAGCGCCGUUGUGAUUGGCUAAUAUUGAGAUACAACUUGAAUCUAGUUGGCUGUCAGCUAAACAAAGCUGAACAAACAGCAAGCUGUCAGAUAAACAAAGCUGAUCAAACAGCUAGCUGUCAGAUAAACAAAGCUGAGAAACAGACUUGUUAUCACAGCAAUGCUCCGACAUUAGAUAAAUAAUGUCUAUGAAUAAGGGGGUAUGAAGAUAUUCACAAAUUAAAAAUAUAUGCAAAAAAAACAAUAACAAUAUUACUACCAUUUAUAUACCACAAAGUGUUACAAUAAGAUCAACUUGAAAGGCAUUAUAUCUAAGCAAUAUAUAUUGAAAAGUUAUAUACAUAUUAGGACUUGACGGAGUUAUCUGCAUUUUACCAAGUUCAAACAAUUCAUUCUAAAUAAAUCAUUAAACCUCUAUGACAAAUUUAUUAUUAGACUUUAUUUUUAUACAUUGUUCUAUGUUGAGGGCUUCUUUUUCCACACUUAGCCCGGAGCAAGUCUGGCUCUUGUGUGUGAUAUGCUUGCUAUAGGUAUAGCUAGCCCAACUCCUUCCAAAAGCUAGGAUAGUGUUAUACAUUGUUAAGAAUUUUGUAAUUAAAAUCAAAAGUUUAUAUCGCAUUAUUAAAAAAUUUACUGAUUAUCGCUUAGUGAUUGCCUUUCAAGCGUCAAUAUAAAUUAUGUUAAUUACUUUAUCAUUCUUCAUGGACACCAUGAGGUAAAAACAUUGGGAUUGGGUUAUAUAAGGAAACACCCCACUACUUUUCUUAAUCGCUUACAGUGUGCGUGAGCAUAAGUGAACUCACACUACAAUGGGUAGCGUUAAAGCUGAGGCUUGGAUCUGUUCUUUUACCCUAAAACAACUACGCUCAAAAUGUGGUGGGGUGGGUUUCCAUGGAAGAUGUGAUCAUUUUUUUCAAAAUGAUGUAUUUAAUUAACCAAACUUACUAUUAUGUUAUGCGUUGUUAUUGCUCAAGACAGUUAUAUUAUUACAAAAUCAUGUUAUCAGGCAGCUGAAGUUUUAGAGAAAUAGUAUUAGACAUUAUUAAGCAAUAAUCUUCAAAUUUUUGUUUAUAUUUUACCAGACGUGUUUCUUCUACUUGUAUUGAGCUAUAUAGUUGCAACGAUUUUGGCAAUAUAUUAAUAUCGAAAAUAAUGAACAUUCAUAUAGAUGGAACCGUUGAUCAGUAUUAUAUAAUUGAAUUAAAAUUAGUUUUCAAAUUUUAUUACUGUUUUUUGGGUUUUAAUAUUCUCCCAGUGUUAUGAAAAAUUUUAACCUUCAUGGGCUCGGAGUGGACUGAGAUGUCUGAAAAGUCAAAUUACCAAUAUCUACCUGCAUUUAUAAAAGCUACAAAGUCGUUGAAAAUACUGGAGAAAAUUAAAGUACAAAAAGCCACGAUAAAGUAAACUUUUAUUUCGAUAACAAAUUAUUUUAUUAAUAUCAGAUUGUUUUUUCAAAAAUUGCUUUGCUGUUACAUAAGUGUCGGUCUUACAUUUAAAAGAGAAUCCCAAGCCUUAAAACAACAAAA